GAUAGGUUUUUAUAACAGUUGCGGCAGAAAAGGUUAUUUCCCUUUGAUAAACUUACAUCAAAACUUGUGGCCGUUUAACACUGUAAAUAACAGUCUUUAUUAGCUGUUUAUUUUUAUUUAUGAAUUUCAUUCAAUACAGAAAUGGGUGAGCUGUUUAGACCAUACAUCAUCUACCUCACAUCAGAAAAAGAGGAAGAACUUCGGAAACUCAUAAAGCAAUCUGAGUGGAAGAUUGGUACUUUCAAACGUGUCCAUCAAGAUUUAUGGUAUUUCAUUGAUUUGAUAAUAAAACAGGAAGAACUUGCUUUGGAUACAAUAGUGAAAUGCAAAAAGCACACAGAAGGAAUUUGCAAAACACAAAAAAUGAAAUGUUCAGACAAUAGUAUGAAUACUGAAAAGUCAAAUAAAAUUGUCAGAAAUGAUUCAUAUGAAAUAUCUUGUAGCAUUGAGCUUGAAGAUACAGAUCAUAAUGAAAUAAGAAGGAUGAUAAGCAGUGAUGAUUAUCACAAUUAUACAUUCAAUCAGCCAGAAGGUAAACCUGUAGAUGCCACAUGUAGUUAUGAUAAAGGAGAAGCAGAACAAAAAUACAGUAAUGAUAAAAAUGUCAUACUUGAAAACUCAGUGGAAAAAUUAGACAGCAGUAAAUCAGUUCAAGAAAAAGAGCAUGUUCAAAUCUCAGGAUUAGAUAAUGCUGAAAUGAAAUCAAGUCUUUCAGAUUCAAACCAUGAAACUUACCAAAUAGAAAGUAUACCUAAUAACUUCUUAAUGAAUAUACAAGAUAAUUGUAAUGGUAGUGUAAAACAAAAUUCUUGUGUAGAUGGUGUCAAUAAAGAUGACAUUCCAAGUGUAGAUACCACAAUAAAAGGCAAAUCUACCAACUAUAACUUUCGGCAAAGAAGAUGUUUGGAUAGAUUUGAGAUGUUUGAAUUAGGAAAUAUAUCUGAGCAGCAAGAUAAAUUAAGAUGUGAUAUCUGUGGUAAACUAUUUGUUAGUGAGCGAAGCUUGAAAUACCACAAAGAAAGGAUUCAUUCAGAUAAAACAUUGAAGCAUGGAGACAAGAAGAUUAAACCACAAAAAGAGCUGGAGGUGACUGCAUGUCAGAUCUGUAGAAAACAAUUUGCUGACAGUAAGUUUCUGUGAGAUUUAUUAUUAUUCAUCAUGUCAUUUGUAUGGUAAUGACCAAUUUAUUUCUAAUACUAGCCUUAUA
Molecule: messenger RNA, 1207 nt
Organism: Ruditapes philippinarum (Manila clam)
Lineage: Eukaryota; Metazoa; Mollusca; Bivalvia; Venerida; Veneridae
Source: RefSeq, a predicted model, not a curated record